UCCACCCAUCCACCCACCCAUCCAUCCAUCCAUCCACCCAUCCACCCAUCCACCAUGUCGGUAUCGGCCAAUGAGGAGUUCAGCCACUACGUAUGUCGCAUGUGCCCCGAGGCGCUCCAGAGGGCCAGACAGGAGCUUCAUGAGGACCCCGACACAAGGCUACUAGAGGCCAGCACCUUCAAACAGAGGCUGCAGAAAGUGCCGGAUGGCCGAUGUGACGCUCAGACACGCCCGUGAGGUCACGCCCUCCCUAGCCCGCAUGGGGAUGCAACUCAUGCAGGACGUGGCCCCGAUCAGACUGAAGCGGUUGUCCUUUGUCCAUGAGCCCAUCUUCUUCGACCUGCUGUUUACUGUCAUGAAGCCUUUCAUCAAGAACAAGCUGAUGGGCAGGAUUAACCUACUAGGCAAAAAGACAGAAAAACUUCAGUUGUAUUCAGACCCAGACUCCCUGCCUGAAGACCUCGGUGGGAACAUGAAGCCUUUCAGCAACCAGGCUUGGAAUGAUUCGUUCAUGGCUUCUGAGACCCAAUUUUUUGAAGAUAAUGCGUUUGGAUUUGAAGACAAGAAGUCAUCCAAAUAGGAAGCUGUUUGAUGUUAACGUCGCAGGUCAAGAGGCGUCGAGAAGAUUGUUGUGAUCCUGAAACAGACGAGAAAACUUUUUGUAAUGAUGAAAAGAAUAAAGGGGAUUCGUUCACCGCAGCAGAUGAUCCUUCAAGAGCUUUCUGUGCCGCAGAGAAUGAUGUACAGAAAUGUGGGGAGAUGUGGAAGAAUAUAUCUAGAGGCUUGUUCAAGAUAGGGAAAUGUGGAAAGUCUUUGUUCAUGGCUUACUGUACCCUGAUCAAGGGAUAAGAAAGGCGAUGGUGAGGAUGUUCUUGAUGAUGGCAAUGAUGGUGUUCACGUACUGUUGUAUUAGUGUGCCGAUGUACAAGUGUGUACAAGUUGUGGGUUGGAUAAAGAGAUUCCGAGUAUCUCUCGGGCCAAAGCAAGAGUAAAUUGGGUGAAAUGGGUUAAUGUGUACAGGUGUGUGCAAGUUCCGUUCCAAGUUGAAUUAUUCCGAAUAUCUCGCAGGCUAAAAUUGGGUGGAAAGGGUUGAUGAAUACUCAAAUGUCCAUGUCACAAACUGGAUUAAGUGAUUCUUGAUAUCCCGUAUGCGUGCCAACACAGGAGAAAAUGGGUUGAAAGUCGGUUGAAAUACUCAGGCACUCAAUAGUGAGACAGGACUGAAACUGACGCUAUAGCAAAGGCAUUAUGCUACUCGAGGGCAUUUCAUGAAAUAAAAUGUUAGAUCUGUUGCUUCCGGCAGGGCAGGAAACUAUCGAUUUAAUUUUCAAGACGGACAGUUUUGUUUUAAUCAACAAAAAUCAGCUCGCCUCGGGCCACGUUCAUGAUCAAUUCCUGGGUCAACUCACGGGCCAGACGGAACUACUUGUGGGCUGUGUCUGGCCCGUGCGCUGUCGUCUGCUCAUGCAUGGUUUGCUGUUGUAUAUAGUCUAACCAGUCCCCAGGGUUUUAUUCGCCCCGCAUAAUUUAGCAAAGUUUGAUCAUUUUUUACAUAAUUUCUGAUUAUUUCCUAAAUAUCAUUCUGUGUAAAAAUUAACAGUAUCGCUUAAUUUCACAUUUUUGGGCUCAAUUUAAAAUGGCAUAAUUUCAGAAUUUUUUUUGCAUAUAACCGCGGGGACAGUAUAAGCUACAGGAAGCUGUCUGCUCGUAAUUUGGUUGUCAGUCUGUUCUUUUUGUUGCUAUAGCUGCUUCGUCUGCUGCUGCUGUUGUCGCUGUUGUUGUAAGUAUCAGUGGUGAUGAUGAUCUGAGAAAGGUCUAUAUAUGAUAACACAGAAAUAACUCAUGUAGCCAGUGAAGUCAUUCCUGUGUACAGGAACAUUCCCACUGUGUCCAUCCAAAACUGUUAAACAGCUACUGCCAACAGCUGUCAUACAUUAUUCCAAUUGUACAGGUAACCAAGUUCCCAGAUAUUUUAUCACCAGCCUAGUUUAGAAAGAACUUUUAAACUGAAUUCUUAACAAGGUUCCAUUAUCUGUAUAAUUUGGGCGGUCCGGCCCUUUGCGUCACUUUUUAGAAGAAACCACUCACUCUGUAGCUCUUAAAAUUUGAAUGAAAGUAGCAUUCAAUACAGCUAAGAGCAUGAUGCAGCAGUAUUUCCAUGAUUUUUCAGCUAAAGAAUUUAUAAAAUUAUAGGUUUCAAUCGCUGUGUAUGGUAAUGAAAUACUUCAGAAUUAAGAAUUUACUUUCUUAUACCACUUCUUUAAAAAUGUGAGCGACCGUUCUUCAGUUUUGGCUCAAAUCUGUUGGGAUCAAUGCAAGUCAUUUUGUGUUGUGA
Aplysia californica (California sea hare) is the source of this 2335-nucleotide messenger RNA. RefSeq names its product alpha-tocopherol transfer protein-like. Gene Ontology annotation, molecular function: phosphatidylinositol bisphosphate binding. The record is from RefSeq and is a predicted model, not a curated record. Gene Ontology annotation, cellular component: membrane. Lineage: Eukaryota; Metazoa; Mollusca; Gastropoda; Aplysiida; Aplysiidae.